Pygocentrus nattereri (red-bellied piranha) is the source of this 1086-nucleotide messenger RNA. RefSeq names its product ovo-like zinc finger 1b (gene ovol1b). Gene Ontology annotation, cellular component: nucleus. Gene Ontology annotation, molecular function: RNA polymerase II cis-regulatory region sequence-specific DNA binding; DNA-binding transcription factor activity, RNA polymerase II-specific. NCBI's taxonomy places the organism in Eukaryota, Metazoa, Chordata, Actinopteri, Characiformes, Serrasalmidae. The transcript has 6 exons. The record is from RefSeq and is a predicted model, not a curated record. Bases 1 to 1086 code for a protein of 361 amino acids. Gene Ontology annotation, biological process: epidermal cell differentiation; regulation of transcription by RNA polymerase II.
AUGCCACGAGUGUUCCUGGUUAAAAACAUGAGGAAAAGAAACUGGGGUCUGCUCUCAGAUUCAGCACGAGGGGAUAUAUACAUACCAGUUUCUCUUUUUCCUCCCUGUUAUGGGCAGGAGGGGUGUGAGGCCAGCACUCCAGAGCUUCCCUUCUCUUCCUGCAUGCCACAGAAUGGAGACACGCACACUCAGGCUCACUCUAGUGGCAUGACUGUCCAGCUGCAAGAGCCUGGAUCACAGUGCUAUAUGAGGACACACAGGCCUCAUUAUAGCCGCACCAAGAUUAAGAUAACCACAGGUGAAAUGUCAACGAAAGAAUCUACCACAAGGUUACCAACUUCUGUUACACCAACUUGUCCGAUAUGCCAAAAGACGUUCAGUAAUACACAAAUGGUAAAACGUCAUCUGAAGAUUCAUAGUGACUUCAAGAGGUAUACCUGUGAUUUCUGUGAGAAAGGCUUCAAUGACACUUUUGACCUCAAGAGGCAUGUGCGCACCCAUACAGGUGUGCGGCCCUUUAAGUGCUCGGCGUGUGAUAAGGCCUUCACUCAGCGCUGUUCUCUAGAGACUCACUUGAAAAAGAUUCAUGCUGUCUCUCAACAAUAUGCUUUCAAGGAACGCAGAAACAAGCUGUAUGUGUGUGAAGAGUGCGGCCUGACUGCUCACACACAAGACAGCCUUCUCACUCAUCUCCAGGCCAAACACCCCAGCAGCAUAAUAUCCAAAGCCAAGAGAAGACAAAAGCAGCCACCCAGUCAGGAAGGAAGCACAUCCUCCAACUCACCUCACUGCCAGAAUAAUGUGGUGUACACGCCGUUUGAGGAGGGAGAGCGAGGAAGCGAUGGAAACUUGAGGUCAGACAUCGUGUCAAGGGCGUUGAUAGCUGCCCGUUUUAAACCAGGCGAACCCCCACGCAGCUGCGUGUCCCGGAUGAGCGCGAGCGCGAAUGGUUCCCGCCACACAGAGAAACUGGAAAGCGACGGUGACCUAUGGGCUGAAGCUCGUCGCAGGACCGCAGGGGCGGUUUGGAGCCAGGACAUGUCUGCAGCACUAACGAAGACGAGUGGACAAGAGGGAAAGGACUGA